Molecule: messenger RNA, 370 nt
Organism: Spirodela intermedia
Lineage: Eukaryota; Viridiplantae; Streptophyta; Magnoliopsida; Alismatales; Araceae
Source: the annotation of a GenBank genome assembly
AUGGAGCAACCUCCAGGAUAUGUUGCUCGAGAGGGGGUCAUCUAAGAUGUGUUUCUUACAAAAGACGAUUUAUAAGCUCAAGUAGAAUCUAUGCAUUUGGUUUGCCAAGUUCAAUGAUCUUCUUACUACAUUUGUCUUCUCGUUAUGCGUUGUAAAUCCUAUUGUGCUCAUAAAGAUGAUUGAGGGCGGCCUAAUUAUUUUUGUAAUCUAUGUCGAUGACAUUUUUGUGAUUAAGAGUGAUGAGGUGAGUAUUCAUUCUACCAAAGUUUAUUUGUAACAACACCUCAGCAUCUUUGACUUGGAGACUCCAAAGUAUUUUCUUGAGAUUGAGUUUGCAUAUCAGGACAAAAAGUUUGUCAUGAUCCAAUAG